AGAGACAGGUUCGCUGACUCUCAUUUAGCCGUGCCUACUCUUACAUACGCACACCUUCAGGCAGCUCAGCUGAUCGCUGUUGGAAAGCGAGCAGCCGCUUGUGUACAGGAUCUCAUGCUCGACCUCCACGGUAUCGAGAAAGUCCGUAACGAACUAAACUUUCGCGAUGCUCAAAGGACGACUGGAUGCAGGCUAGCUUGCUCUCCAUCUUUGCUGAUGAUGUUUCUUGAACGACUUCUAAUGUCAGAAAUGCGUUUUGAGAAAGUCUGCGGCCUAGCCCGUGAGCUGCCAUCUAAGCCGGCCACGUUUGCGAACACUCAUGCAGAUCAAUGUUGUGAGCGAACUCUAGAUGGUAGUAUUAUUCGAAGAUAA
Messenger RNA from Clonostachys rhizophaga, 372 nucleotides. NCBI's taxonomy places the organism in Eukaryota, Fungi, Ascomycota, Sordariomycetes, Hypocreales, Bionectriaceae. The record is from the annotation of a GenBank genome assembly.